AUGCUGAGGGUUGUUGUGAUAUCGUUGCUGGCGUCGACGACGAGGGCUUUCUUGUUCCCGCCGAUGGGCGGCGGAGGAGGGGGAUGUUGUUGUUGGUAGGUUGUGCUGGUCUUGUUUUUCCAAGCUUAGUAUUCCAAUUGAUGAGUAAUUUUCGUUCCUCUACAAAAAUUUUAAAAACCCCUUUCCACAGACAAUAUUUUUACCAAUUUUUCAGCUCUGCACCAGCGCCUCCUCCAUGUUGUGCUCCACCACCACCGCCUCCACCGCCUCCGCCUCCAUGUUGCGCUCCUCCUCCACCUCCAUGCUGCGCUCCGCCGCCGCCUCCUCCGCCUUGCUGUGCUCCACCUCCGCCACCUCCUCCUCCGCCGCCUCCACCACCUCCAUGUGGUUGCGGAGCGCCAGCGCCUGCUCCAAGCUGUGGUUGUGGUGCGCCCGCCCCGCAACCAGUGGGCUAUGUGGUUGCUCCGUUGCAAAUCGCAGCGGCUCCCGCGCCUGCGCCAGCUCCAUCUUACGCGUUACCGCCGCCACCACCCAGUUAUGCUGCGCCUCCACCGCAAUACGCGCCACCACCGCCGCAGUACGCCCCUCCACCACAAUAUGCUCCCCUGCCACCGCCACCCCCACCUCCACCUCCACCACCGCCACCAUCUUACAAUCCAGGACCAUCAUACGAUGCGCCAAAACUGCCGCCCCUCCUACCUCCUCCAGCUUAUCGUAAGUCGUUUUCUCUCAUACCGUGAAACCAUCUUCCAGCCAAAAUGAACCUGGCCCGCCUGCGACGAGCGCCUCUUCGGAAAGUUCGAGUCGCAAAGGUUGCCUAA
Molecule: messenger RNA, 821 nt
Organism: Bursaphelenchus xylophilus (pine wood nematode)
Lineage: Eukaryota; Metazoa; Nematoda; Chromadorea; Rhabditida; Aphelenchoididae
Source: the annotation of a GenBank genome assembly